Molecule: messenger RNA, 2004 nt
Organism: Batrachochytrium dendrobatidis JAM81
Lineage: Eukaryota; Fungi; Chytridiomycota; Chytridiomycetes; Rhizophydiales
Exons: 14
Coding region: 1-2004 (667 amino acids)
Source: RefSeq, a predicted model, not a curated record
AUGGACGACGGACAGGAUUCUUCUGACAUGGCAUCCCCAGCAGACACUGUGGAUGAUGCUUCGCCAGAACUCUUGCCUACAUCAGAUUGGGCUCCCAUGAUUAUCGGGGUUUUGGGUAGAAUUUCUCAACAGCUUGGAAACAUUGAGCAACGACUUUUUACAUUGGAGGAAAAUAGUGGCAUGGGCGUGGGAUCCUCAGAUAUACUCGGCAUUCCAAAACCAAUUAUACCUCCAAUUACUCCUGCAGAUUUAGAGGCUGCUGUUGCAAGUGCGCAACCAGGGAAAAGGAAAAGAGCCUGUGCUACACUAUUUGAUGAGCGUAUGAUUGGAGUGGUGUCUGCGGAUCCAAUAUCAAAAAGACAUCUUUUGUUUCAGUUACUGUUGAUUAGUACAUCGCAAGCAGAUCCAAGAGCUGUCGGAACAAGCAAUGCAUUCGAAUUGGAAACCCCGUUGAAAAAACUAUGUUCUGACAACAUCAAACGAAUCAGAAAAGAAAUAUCUACCAGCAAGUUGGAGGGCCGAUUGGAUACACUAUUCCUCGAAGCCGCAAAUUCAAAUAUUGUGCAACACAUGCAAUAUCGUGCAAAUUCUCUUGAUACCAGUGCAAUUGGAAACUUUUCAUGUGCCUUCCUGGCUCGCCAUUUUGUAUGGCCACUUUUAUUACGAUGGAUUGAAGACAGGAAAAUGUCUGAUGUUCUAGUGUCAACAUUUACUCGUGAAUAUGGAAAUCUUUUUCACAAGGUAUAUACUGCAGUCAAAAAUAGCAUGAGACCUCUGGCUGGUGCAUCCACAUCCAAUGAUGACAUUACAAUUGGUGGUCAACACGGGCUGGGACUGAUGGGUGGAGCUGAUACUCCUCAAUUAGGACGAUGGUUUCAACAACGCGUUCCAGUAUACGAUACUGGAAAUUCUAUUUCAACCGAUCCAGUAUCUUUGUCAGUAAUCUACCAUUCAUCUCAGCAGCUAUAUACAUUGGCAAACAUGCCUACACUGGACAUGAAAUCAUUGGCACUGGCAUCUGCAAUUGCUCAUUCAUCAAAUAUAGAUUCCAUUACUCCGCAUCUCCUUGUACAUCGUCGCAAUAUCAAGUCGUGCUUUUUCGAGUUUGCAGCUAGAAUGUUGCAAGGAGUCAAAACUUUUGAUGAUUUGGUGCUUGCGACUGCCCAGACACUCCAGUUUCCUCCACAUGGAGAAAAUUCGCUUGGAAAAGCAUUUAAUUCACUAGAUAUUGGAGAAUAUGAUCAUUUGGAACAAGAGGUUGGAUCUGCUCAAUUUUUUUAUUGGCAAGUGGUGAGGCUUUUGUUGAAAGAGCCUCUAGAUUUGAUGGCAACUACAGAAUACCCCAUCGUCAAUGAAGUCAUGGAUGGCUAUAGCUCUGAUAUAGCAUUUGUUUCGUUUAUACAUAUGCUCAUGGUGCUGCUAAUGACACCAAAUAGUGAUACAAAAUAUCCUAAAGUAGCAAGUCUGUGGUUGAAAAUUAAAAAGGUACUUGGGCUUACCAACGAAGCCUUGACUAUGGGCCCAGGUUUGAAUGCAAAGGAAGGUCUUGUUUUUGGCACACCACUGAUCAACUUUCAGCUCCAAAACCCACUCGAUGCUUCUGUGGCAAUUGCAGCAGCAGCAUCAGCGGUUGCAACUACGAUUGUGCAAAAAAAGGCAGGUGUAGAAAAACCCACAAAGACAGCAUCAGCAGGAAAAGGCAAAUCAAAUGCAGCAGCAUCAAUCACAGAUCCAGAGUCUAAUUCAAAAACACGAAAAAGCAAGCAACUUAAAAACGCUACAACCAAGGCUCAAACUGAAACUAUUCUGGAUGCAGGUGACGAGCCUACUUUAUUAAGAUCAGCAACUCGAAGUAAACCAACCAAAUCCCUGAAAGGAGCGCAUAUAAAUGGAGGCAAUUGGCAAGCAAAACACGACGCCGAGCACGAUCAUACAGAAGUGGAUUCUAGCGCAAAAACAACAGAUGAGCUUCAACCCAAAACUUUUAAACGAUCUAGGAAAUAA